AUGCCGCAAUAUAAAUCGAAAGACAAUCAAAGUACUUACCCACGUCGCUGUGAAAAGAAAUUAGUCACCGGUAAAGUUGUCAAUGCGACUCUUGACUCUUCACGAGGAAUAAAUCGUUGUUUCGUAACCGUAAGCUUGAACGAUGGUGCAAAGUUAGACUUUCCUGUGCCUACGACACAAGAGAUUAGGGAUCGUUUCUUCUAUAAGAAGGCCAAAACACAACCUGAAAAACCUGCACGACCUCCAAAUAAAUUUUUUAUUUUUCGUACCAUGUUCCAAGGGGCUAUUGAUGAUUUUAAACUUCAAGUUCCUAUUGUGUCUGGUCUUGCUAGUGAAGUUUGGAAAAAGUGCAGUCCGGAAGUUGUCGAAUUAUUUACAAAACUUUCACAAAUCGCGAAAAGUGAACAUGGUGAAAUUAAUCCGGGUUACGUUUAUAAACCAAAUAGAAGUAAAUCUCGUAUUACGAAAAAUAAAGCUAAUUCACUUCAAGAAAAAUCUUAUCAAGAUUUAAAUGAUUCAUCAAGUCCCACUUUAAAUGAUUUAUCGACCGCUCCCUUAUGGACUGCAGAUCAUUUAUAUCCAAUUCCUUCGCAAGCAAAUUUCAAUCAUGAUGAUAAUUCGUUUACAAUAGUAGAAGAUUCGAUUACAACAGCACAAGACAUUCAAGCAAUUUCCUCACAUUAUGAUUACCUUAGCGCUAUCGAUCCAUCGGUUCAUGAUAUUACUUCAACACUUGAUACUUUUAAUGACAAUGAUUCUUAUCAACAAUUUCUUCAAUAUCCGACUCCAAUAUAUUAUCCAAAUAAUGACUUAUCGAUGGAUCAAUUCGAUAUCGUACCUAAUAUUCCUUAUGUUCAGGAUGUGAAUACUUUGAUGCAACAAAGUCUACAAAAUCUAACUUCAAUUCCACAUCAUCAUAUACAUUACCUUCCGACCACAAUUGACCACGUGAAUGAUGAUUAUAAUAAAAUUAUUUUCAAUUCACCUAUCAGCGAGAGCGAAGAUAUGGCUCUAUCAUCAUCAGACAUAUCAUCUUUUCGAAUGGAACAAUUAAAAGAAUCAGGCUGCAUUGAUUAUUCUCCUAAUGAUUAUACGUUCUUUCAAAAUCUUACAAUUGUAUGA
This is a messenger RNA of Rhizophagus irregularis DAOM 181602=DAOM 197198, 1122 nucleotides long. RefSeq lists its product as uncharacterized. Lineage: Eukaryota; Fungi; Glomeromycota; Glomeromycetes; Glomerales; Glomeraceae. The record is from RefSeq and is a predicted model, not a curated record.